ACCCUAACCGCCCCAGCUGUCCCAACCACAUAUAAGUAUAACAUCUUUUUCUCUAGAAUUCACUCAAGAAAUUGCAAUAUACAUUGAUUUAAGACACACCCUUUUGAAAAGAAAGAAAAUCUAGUCACGAGAAAGUUAGAAAGUGAAAAAGAAAAUGGAGAAAAAUGAAGUGAUGGACGGUUCAGAUAUAAUGAAGUUAGUUGGAAAUGAAGCAGUGUUUAGUAACUUUGUAGAUCAUAAGUUUGAAGAACUGGACAUAGACCAAGACGGUAAGCUUUCUGUUAAGGAGUUACAACCUGCUGUUGCUGAUAUUGGUGUUGCUCUUGGUUUACCUGCUCAAGGUUCUUCUCCUGAAUCUGAUCAUAUUUACUCUGAGGUUCUUCAAGAGUUUACACAUGGAAAGCAAGAGAAAGUAAGCAAGACUGAGUUCAAAGAGGUUCUUUCAGAUAUUCUACUAGGCAUGGCUGCUGGUCUAAAGAGAGAUCCUAUUGUACUUCUUCGUAUGGAUGGCGAAGACCUUCUUGAGUUCGUUAAAAGUCCUGCAUUUGAACCUGAAAUUCUCUCCAUAUUCUCUGAGAUAGAAUUGCCUGAUGGAUCUCUUAAAGAUCACAUUAUCAAGGCUUUUGAAAAGCUUACAGUUGAUCAUGGGAUGCCUCCUGCUUCAGAUUCAUGGGUAAUGAGUAAUGUUGUGGAGCCAGUAGUUGAUUCCUGCAUUGGAGCAUCUAAUGAGCAACCUGUUUCACAAGAGACAUUUUUGGCUGAAUUUAAGAAAGUUGCAGAGAGUGCUGCUCAACGUCUCAAGGAGCAGCCAGUAAUUGUUGCUCACAGUGAGAAUACAUUUGAUGGAAGUGGAAUUAGAAGACUAUUGUCUAACAAGUUUGAAUUGGAUAAGGCGCUGGAUUCUGCUGUAAAGACUGUACCCAAAGAUCGCCAUGGGAAAAUGUCAAAGGAAUACUUACGAGUUGCACUCGAUCUCCUUGCACCAUCAGCUGGUUUACCUCCCAUUGGUGCUGUUGACCAGAUGGAUAAGAUCAUAAUUGAAGCUUGUAAGAUGUUGGAUGCUGAUGAUGGGAAGAUGGUUAAAGAGGAAGAGUUCAAGAAAUUACUGACAGAAGUACUGGGGAGCAUGAUGCUGCAAUUAGAAGGAAAUCCAGUUUCAGUGUCCACAAACUCAGUUGUGCAUGAACCUCUUGCUUCUGCCUCUACACUCUUGCAGCCUCCAUCUAAUUCUGAGAUGUAACUGAUCCUAUGGAACUAGACGUAAAAGAAUAACAGGGGAUGUAUUAUGUAAAUUUAUCUGAGCUAUUAAAUGUUACAUAAGGUCUUUGACUAGUUUAAAGAUUGAAUGAGUAAUCUUAUUUUUUAAGUACAACCACAUUCAGAUA
Molecule: messenger RNA, 1385 nt
Organism: Nicotiana attenuata
Lineage: Eukaryota; Viridiplantae; Streptophyta; Magnoliopsida; Solanales; Solanaceae
Exons: 5
Coding region: 155-1240 (361 amino acids)
Molecular function (GO): calcium ion binding
Source: RefSeq, a predicted model, not a curated record